AUAAAAGCACGUGUUUCUUUCUCUUUGAGCGGUGGAAGCGAGUGCUUCGGACAUCUUAACUCAUCGACCAAUUAAGUCAGAGGAUAACUUAGCUAAUUAUUAUAUUAUCAGCAGUCAUGGCUAAUCCCAGAGUUUUCUUUGAUGUUGUGCACAAUAAGCAACCACUGGGGCGCAUUGUCAUGGAGCUUUUUGCUGACAAAGUGCCCAAAACAGCAGAAAAUUUCCGUGCCCUGUGUACUGGUGAAAAAGGCUUUGGAUACAAUGGUUGUGUGUUCCACAGAAUUAUCCCAAAAUUUAUGAUCCAGGGUGGCGAUUUUACCAUGGGCAACGGCACAGGAGGGAAAAGUAUUUAUGGAAAGAAGUUUGCAGAUGAAAACUUCAUAUAUAAGCAUACAGGACCAGGUGUGCUGUCUAUGGCCAAUUCAGGACCAAACACCAAUGGUUCCCAGUUUUUCAUUACAACUGUUAAGACUGAGUGGCUGGAUAAUAAGCACGUGGUGUUUGGCAAGGUGGAGGAGGGCAUGGAUGUUGUGCAGAUGAGUAACCCGAAGGUAUACUUUGAUGUUAGUGCCGACGGCAAUGCGCUCGGGAGGAUCGUCAUGGAGCUGCGCGCUGAUGUUGUACCAAAGACAGCAGAGAACUUCCGUGCCCUGUGCACUGGAGAGAAGGGGUAUGGGUACAAGGGGUGCGUAUUCCACAGGGUCAUUCCAGGUUUCAUGCUCCAAGGGGGCGAUUUUACCCAUGGCAAUGGAACUGGUGGCAAGAGCAUUUAUGGGGAGAAGUUUCAAGAUGAGAACUUCCAGUUGAAGCACACUGGCAAAGGAACUUUGUCCAUGGCCAAUGCUGGACCUAACACAAAUGGUUCCCAGUUUUUCAUCUGUACCGUCGAGACAGGCUGGCUCGAUGGCAAGCACGUUGUGUUUGGUACCGUAACAGAAGGCUUGGAUGUUGUCGACAAGAUCGAGGCAUUCGGCAGCCAGAGUGGCAAGACCAGCAAAAAAAUUGCAAUUAACAAUUGCGGUCAGCUGUAGGAAUCUGAUCAUGUCAUAAAUAAUUUCUAUAUAAGGAAUUUGAUCAGGCAGUGCAUUUUUCACAAUGUACUAAAUCAAUUGUAAUUGUUUAGUACAGGACAUCUUUUUAUUGAAAGGAGGAUCUCGAGUCAAAUUUUUUUCUAUUUCAUUUACAAAAUUUUGUCAUAAUUCUCUGAGAGAAGAUUCUCAUCUGUUUUCGACUAGCUUUAUUUGUUCCUUCAUGCAUACUUUUCUAGAAUCUGAACAAAGUGAAGAUCUGAUGUAGAGAAACUUUCAAAAAGCUUUAAUAAAGCCACAUUUCUUGGUACA
Molecule: messenger RNA, 1340 nt
Organism: Lingula anatina
Lineage: Eukaryota; Metazoa; Brachiopoda; Lingulata; Lingulida; Lingulidae
Biological process (GO): protein peptidyl-prolyl isomerization; protein folding
Cellular component (GO): cytoplasm
Molecular function (GO): peptidyl-prolyl cis-trans isomerase activity; cyclosporin A binding
Source: RefSeq, a predicted model, not a curated record